UCAGAGUCCCCCACCCUGUGAUGCGACACCAGGUUCGCAUUAUGUGAACCCUCUGACAACCCCUCAGGUAAUAUGUAGCACACAACACGCUUGUGCGAUGGAAACGGUCGAAGAAACGCCCUUCGUAUAGUACACAUCUGCUCUUGAGGGAACUCAUGUGGCAGUUCGUUGGAAGCAACCGUAGCGUACGGAUCGAACGCAUUUCACCAUUGGACUUUGCUCAACGGAGUCGUCGACUUUUCGAAUAAGUUAUGAACAAACUUUUUUACCGCUACGAAGGAAACUUUGGACAAACUGUUUCUUACCAUUUUUGUGAAUAUUAAAAAAAAAUAGUUGAGGAAGAUUGAAGAUUGAGGUAUCUUAAAUCGUGAAAGCAAAGAGAAACAAAUUGAAAGAAGAAAAUGUGCAGGGCAAAUCAUAUCUUGGGCCAAGGCAUCGUCUUACCACCUAGGCAAACAGUAACAUUCUCCCUGGAAACUUGGACAUCGCCUACAUACGUCAGCAGCGCUUUCCUGAUUCUCAUCAAUCGAAGAAACAAAUCUGUACAGAAAGUGAACAACAGCAACUAGAAAUACUAAAUGCGCGUGACGAUCGUCGCGCACUUCUCAAUAAAUACUCGUUCAUUUACAUCCAGUGUCGCACGCGGACUGUUAAAGAUAGCGUGCCUCGCGAAACUAAGUGAAACGGCCACCAAGCAAAGUUGCAACCUAGAAAGGUUAAAAUGAUGAAUCAAAUAACUGAACUAACUCCCGUGCAUUGUUACACAAACCCCUCGUUUUGCCGCCAAUCGGAAUACAUACCCGAGGAUCGUUCCGAUGACUUACCACCGCCACCUCAAUUUCAAAGUGGUGACGAUUUACCACCCCCACCUCCUCCAUUGCAAUUGCAAUGCAACACCGGUCAAAGUAACCCUGCGUUUCAAGAACCUACCGAGGGUAGAAUCGAAAACAGCGACGGUAAAGACAACAGAUAUGGUUACCUCGAGAAUAACAGCAGUGCUGCGCAUCGAAGAUAUGGAAGCGUUCCAGUGGAGGGACACCGCGCGAUAUACAGCCAAAGGUCAAGGUACGAGUACAUACAGGACGAGCAGAGGGAUCAGAUACAGAGGAGGGGUUCUUUGAGGUACGAGUUCAUUCCACACCAGCAGGUGCAACAACGUUCUGCACCGGCGACCAACCAAGACGAUGGGAGGCAACUGCAGAUGCAAAGUUGUCGGAACAACGGCGGUAGAUACGCCGUUGUACCGGGUGAUCAGGAUUACCAGGACGAAGAAAUCGAGUGGAACAGCGCGAAGCACGUGUCGUCGGUGCGGAGUCAUAUUAACACACCACAGGGUCGUUAUACCAGAGUGCCUUUGCAAGAAGAAGACCCGCCAGCUCUACCGGAACGAAACGCCCAGGAGCUGUCGGUUUCCCCGAGAAAUAACUUAGCCACGCAAAAACUGCACGAGAUAUUGACUACUCCGAGGAAGCCUCGAUCCAGGUCCGAGGAGAGAACUCUAUCUCCAAAGAGACAACAGUCGUUCAAUCAAACCGGUACACCACAAAGAAGAGCACUCACACCAGGUGGUUCCCCGACUGGUCGAACGUUCAGUCCUACUCGUUGCACGCCUCAAGGAACUCCACAAAAUCGUACCUUCUCCAUGAGACCUCAAACAUCCACCCCGAACAAAGAGCCAUCGGCACGAAGAUGUCUACCGUUAUUGGAAAACCCGACCCGACAACAGGAACUCUGCCCGGCAAGCAACUGUGGAAGACUACGAUACGUUGGCACGGCACCGAUCGACCUUGUCACGAUGGGUCACGGUGAUCCACCGCCUCGUUACGCGUACGUGGAAAAUGGACCAGAAUCUAUGCCGAUGGUGUCCGGUUCACCUAGGUAUCAAGUGAUACCUACAGGACAGAAAAGGAACGGAUACCACAGCGUAGAAAGUGCUUUUAUUGCUAGAACCGCGGUGGUACCACCACUAUCACCACCCAACAGUGACGCAAAUACAACCUUGGCCAGCGGCUUGGAGAAAAACAACAGAAAAAACGCGCCGCUCUUAUUAGUUUUGGUUGGUAUUUUAACCUGCGGUUUGGCCCUGUACUUGUCCUGGACGCAUGGAAGAAGAUAUUAUUACGACAGUGCCGCGGGUUGCGGCGUCUGCUGUGCCUUAGCUGGUGCCUGUAGGUCGUUACGAAAGGCUUGGACAGGACUCGGGCUUGCAGGAUUAUCGGCACUGAGCUGUGCAGGACUUUUGCUACUUGCUGCCAAAUCCCCUAAAUCUGGCACCCCUCUCCACGAUGUCACGGCCGGUGCUUUGUGUGGAGUUUCCUUACUAGGUGCUAUUUUGGCGUUAUUCGCGCUUCUGUCACCAAGGUGCAAUUUAGGACGACACAGAAGGGUGCAUUCUUGGAUUCCUCGGCUUUCACCCUAAUUUUCACAUUCAGAUUGUCUACUCGCGUGUUCUCGGUAUAUACAGAAUAUGAUACGCCUGGCGAAUUUCAACAAUUUGAAAUUAUGUCAGGGUCAAGGUCCUCGGUGAUUUUGCCAAUACAUGCAACCUCCGCUUGGCCUUAGUUUCAAUGAUAUACGUAAAGGUAUUUUCGAUUCUACAUAUACUUCUAAGGUUUAGGACAGAUUUAACAUAGGUUUGCGGUAGAUUUUGAUUUAAAAUAUUUGUAAUUUAGGGAUGCAGUAUUCAAAAUACUUUUGCGUAAAUCCUUGAAACCAAAGAUGGCUAUUACAUAUAUUGGUGGAACGUACCUCAAAGUCACAAAAAUUGUUGAGCUGUAACCUGUUCUUUAUUCUGUAAUUACAAUUAUCUUUACGCAGUGAAAUAUUGUCUGACCAGGCAUAGAAAUCCUAGUCUGCUGUUUUGCCAAGAAUAUUCUGUAGGACUAACGUAGGAGAAAUAAAUAUAAUGUAAGAAAACGAUUCAAGCUCGUUACGUAUUGUUAUGCGAAGUGAAACAAAUUGAUAAUAUGUGCUCCCAACAAUUACCCAAGUACAAUACUUUCUA
Molecule: messenger RNA, 3004 nt
Organism: Bombus pyrosoma
Lineage: Eukaryota; Metazoa; Arthropoda; Insecta; Hymenoptera; Apidae
Exons: 5
Coding region: 722-2419 (565 amino acids)
Source: RefSeq, a predicted model, not a curated record